AUGAAAAUGGUAUAUGGGCUUAUGAAGCGUAGAAUUCUUUCGGAUGCAAAGGAUGAGCUUUGGAUUAAUUACUGUGGCAUGCCGGUGUGCUUUGGAUUUAAAGAGUUUGCCAUAGUUACUGACCUUAGAUGUCAUCCUUGUGAGCUUCCUACUGUUGUAUUGAAUAAGCCAGCCCAGACUAGCAAGACAGCCAAAGAAGCCAAGAAAGUAGGAAAGGGUGGAAAAAAUAAGAGUGAAACUGAUUUGGUGGAGUUAGUUGGAAAAAGCUACAAAGGAGAUAAGCUGCUUGUAGAUUUGCAAUACAAAACCAUGUCAAAAAAGCAUAAGCAGUCCUUGUGUUUAGUUUGGUUUGUUCACUGUGUUCUUAUGGCAAAAGAUACAAGUCUGAACAUACCACUUGGUUUGCUUAAACUUGCGGAGGACUAUGAGACAUUCAACAACCAUGGAUGGGGCCGGGAAAGCUUCAAGUUGACUGUUGACUAUUUAUCGAAAGAGCUUAAGCCAACAAUGAAGACAGUCAAUUUAUAUGGCUUCCCUUGGGCUUUCAUGGCUUGGGCAUUUGAAGUCAUUCCUCACCUCCGACAACAAGUGAAGGACUACCCUUCAGAAGUGUCUUUUCCAAGAAUGCUUAGAUGGCUGACUGCAAAGAGCAACACAAGAUUGAGUGUUGAUCUUUUUAACCCUCCUUUGGAAGAGGUUGUGCACCCGUGGAUUGUCCCGACAGUACGGGAGUUGGAGAUGUCAUUCCUUGCUUCCUUUAAGCCCUUACAAUCUGUUCCUGAUAAAAUGAUUGAGGGGAUGAAAUUAGAAUUGGCUGGAGUGACAGCCAUCAAAAGGGAAUCAGUUGUGGUAGAUGUUGGUGGUGGUGGUGUUUUUGCUGGUGGUCAACCUGCUGUUGAUGACGUUGCGGUAGAAAUUACCGGUGAAAAAAUAAUAGAUGAUGGUAGACAAACUCCAAUUGGUGGUGUUGUUGGUGGACAAACUUCAAUUGGUGGUGAUGUCGGUGGACAAACUCCAAUUUAUGGAGAUGUUAGUUGUGGCGGAUUUGGUGGUAGAUUUUUCUUUGUUAGUGCCGACACAUCGAAAUGUGCUUGUGAAUGCACCUAUAGCAAGCGGCAAAUGGAUGAUCUGAUAAAUAAUGUUGAGGAGUUGGUGAAGGCACAAAAAAACACAAAUUCUGCUUUACAGAGUUUGUUAUCCAAGAGGGGUGUCAAUCCAUCCAAGAAGCUGACCUCACCCUAUACUCCUAUUCGCAUUCGCAUGAAGGGAAAAGCAAUUUCCAAGGCACUUGCCGAUGUUAGGUCAAGGAAAUAUUCUACACCCCACAAGGCAGCUGUUGUUGUUGAUCUUAAAAAGGUAAAUGUGUAUAAGCAUGCAAAUGCUCAAAAAAUGAAAAAGCUUGAAAAAUUCGUCAAUGCUAAGAAGAGCAAGGGUACGAUGUAUUCAUUGCAUGAAUUUAAGGCGGAUGACUUCAGGAUAAUGACAAGCAUGGAAGAUUGGUGGCUAGCCAGUUAUGUUAAUGAAAUUAUGCUCUUAAUGCGUGUGAGGCAAAGCACUUUCAUUGAGCACUAUGCUUCCACAGAUAUAAUCUUGGAUCUCAACUUCUACAAUAUCAUGCUCAAGCGAUACACAGAGUUGUUGGAUGAAAGCACACAGUCGGAAACUAUUCCAUUCAAUCAAAUGCUUGAUGAUUUUAUAUGGGAUGAUGAUGUUAUCGCUUACUGUAGAGGUACUGCACCAGCCAAAGGUGGUCGCGAGUGGGUUGGUGCCAAAAGGGUGCUUACUAUGAUGAACAUAAAUGUCAGACAGUUUGUCACCCUUGAAUUCAUAAUUGAGGAGGGGGUGAUAAAUGUUUAUGACUGCAACGUCCCAAAAAUCCAAGAAGAUGAGUUCUUCAUCCACAUCCAGCCAAUCAUUGAAUUAUGGCAGAAACUACUGAAGCAGAGUGACAUGUUUGAACGCUUGCCUGAAAAGCUGCUCAACGAAGUUUGGAAAUUUGUGCUGAAGGAGAAUCUCCCCCGCAAUGAAACUUCAAUGGCAUGCGGAUCGUAUUCACUUGCUUUUAUUGAGCAUUUGCUUACCGGCACUAACAUGAUAAAGCCUGAGACUCUAUUGUGCGACAACUCAGUGGCGAGGAUGCAGUGGCGGUGGGCAGUGGGUGUGAUAGAUAAAGUUUUGGAGCCUUGAGCUGGCUGUUUAACAAAUUACUACUUGAACAAUUUUUUUUGUCCUUGUUAUUAUUUAUGAAUGUUGUUGCAACAAAUGUAACAGAUAGUACAGUUGUUAAAAAAGUUGCA
Messenger RNA from Lycium barbarum (goji berry), 2297 nucleotides. RefSeq lists its product as uncharacterized. NCBI's taxonomy places the organism in Eukaryota, Viridiplantae, Streptophyta, Magnoliopsida, Solanales, Solanaceae. Gene Ontology annotation, biological process: proteolysis. Gene Ontology annotation, molecular function: cysteine-type peptidase activity. The record is from RefSeq and is a predicted model, not a curated record. The transcript has 4 exons. The coding region runs from base 1 to 2187 and encodes 728 amino acids.